UUCUCCCCAACAAUCUCAGCUACAUAUUUCCUUCAGUUAAGACACUGUUGAAAUACAGGGAUUCUGCUAAGCUGGAAGAGAUGCCAGGUCAGUUCCUCCAGUAAGCCAUGAGAGAUGUUAAGUUUUUAUGUCAAGUCAGUUCCUCCAAUAAGCCAUGAGUCAAAGAUAUAGGGGAGGAGAUUAAAAAGGCUGACGGAUUGCCACAGCUGCACCUACAGAAGACAAAGCAGAUCUUCGGUGCUUGUUAGCCACAAAACCAAAAUGGACUUUUGGAAGAUUCUAUUGCUGCUGAUGCAUUGCAGAAAUGUAAUUGCAACUUCAGGUUCCUUCUGGCAUAUCUCAGACCUUCAUCUUGACCCAGAGUACCAAAAGUCCUCAGAUCCAUUGAAGGUGUGUCCAUCGGCUGGCACUCAGCCAGUGAUCACUGCAGGAACCUGGGGUGAUUACUUGUGCGAUGCUCCCUGGAUUCUUAUCAACUCUUCUAUUUAUGCCAUGAAGAAGAUUCUUCCUGAUCCAGACUUUAUUCUUUGGACUGGAGAUGAUACUCCUCAUGUGCCAGAUGAAAAGCUGGGAGAUAAAAUUGUGUUGGAAAUAGUAGAAAAGCUAACUAACCUGAUCAGAGAUGUCUUUCCAGAUACUCAGGUCUAUCCAGCAAUGGGCAACCAUGACUUCCACCCCAAAAAUCAGCUUCCAGCUGAGGAGAACAUGAUCUACAAUGCAAUAGCAGACUUAUGGCGCCCCUGGAUUGAUGAGCCCUCCAUACAGACGUUCAAAACAGGUGCUUUCUACAGUCAAUCGCUGCCUGGUAUUGGACCAAGGAGGCGAAUAAUUGUCCUCAACACCAAUCUGUACUAUGAAAAUAAUAAACGGACCAUGAAUCUGGAAGAUCCAGGAGGCCAAUUCCGAUGGCUGCAAACUCUGUUGACCAAAGCAUCAGAAACAGGAGAAAAGGUCUAUAUUAUUGGGCAUGUUCCUCCUGGCGUCUUUGAAAAGAAACGAGGCAAACCCUGGUUCCGAAAACACUUCAAUCAAAGAUAUACAGAAAUCAUUCAGAAACAUCAUGCUGUAAUUGCAGCACAAUUUUUUGGCCAUCAUCAUACGGAUAGUUUUAGAAUGUUCUAUGAUAACAAAGAUUCCCCGAUCAGUGUCAUGUUUUUAGCUCCAGCAAUUACCCCUUGGAAGACAAGCUUGCCAGGUGUGCAGAAUGGAGCCAACAACCCUGGCAUCCGUGUUUUUAAAUACGACCGUGAGACUCUGCUCGUGAAGGAUAUAAUAACUUACUAUUUAAACCUCACCCAUGCUAACAUGGGUACUCCUGAGUGGAAAAAAGAAUACAGCCUGACAGAGGCAUACGAGAUCCCAGAUGGUUCUGUUCGCUCCAUGCAUUUGGUCCUGGAGAAGCUUAUGAGAGAUAAAAGUCAGCUCCAGAAGUACUACCGAUAUAAUUCAGUGCAAUACGAUAGCACAUUCUGCAAUGACAGCUGCCAGACAGAUCACAUCUGUGCUAUCAGAGAAGUUGACUUUGAAAAAUACAAUCAGUGUGUUAUAGCCAGAAGUGCUGCAGCUGCAACCCCAGUUCUGGACAUUUUCUUACUUUGCCCCACCAUGGGUCUCAUUACUUUAGGCCUCUUGGACAUCUUGAGCAAGCUGGGCCACAAAUAGCACCAAGUGAAUUCCACAGGAAUAAAUAAGAAACACAGAAUGUAGUGACAGUCACAAGUGCCAGCAUCCUGAGAAUUUUAGACCAUCCAUUUCUGAUGAAUUGUUGAACUGCAAACUCAUCUGAUCAAAAUUAUUAUUUUUUCUUGCACUGGGAUGGUGCAAGGUCUUCCUUGGAAAAAAAACAAAUAAACACUUAAGCGGCAAAGCUUCUAAUCUAAGAGUAUCAUUGCUAUGACUUCAAGAGUUAGGGAUUAUCAUUAGGGCGUUAUGCUGCAGUGGCAUAAAAGGGUACUUCCAACUGAUGUUAGGGAAAGAGGAGGUUCUGAUGGACUGUGCCAGAGCAUGGACUCUUCUUUAACAUCCACAUGAAAUUGAUGGUGUCAAUACGUUGCUGAUACCAAUUUUACAUCUCCACUCCAGGCUGAGUAAAUGACAUUUUGGAAUUCUUGAUUUGAUACCCAAAGGCUAUAAAAGAACAGGAUUCAGUGAAACAGGUUCAUCUGAAAACUCAGUGGAGUUAUUUAUGCUAAUGUCUUCACUUGCAUAAGAUGUGUAAAAAAAUGCAAUAUGUAUAAACUAACACAAUUGUUUGACCGGAAAUUUUUAUCUUCUGUUAAGGGCACCUUGGAAUCACAGUUUCAAUACAAUUUCAAAGGAUUGUUUGUUUGGGUUUUUACUGCCCUAAAUUGAGAGUAAGGGGAAUUUUUCCUUAUACAAAACCUCGUUAACUUUCAGGAAGGAAGUAAAGCCACUCUUCUAGAGAGCUUUUGCUGAGAAGCCAACUUAGAUGGACAGUAGCUCUGCAAUAUGGUUGAUUUUAGGUUGUAGACUGUUAUAUUUUUAGAAUUGUAAGCCACCUGUGACCCAAGCAGUAUUGUAACAUUCAAAAGUCCGCAUUAUCAAAUAGAUAAAUGUGGUUGAGUUGGGUGGGGUUGGUUUUGAGUGUGAUCUCAUCCACUGUGUCUGUAAACCCAUCAUAGUUAACAAACUAUAAUGGGGGGGAAAGUAUUUUUAAAUGCACUGUGUGAAUCCUAGCACAUGACUUUCAAUGACUCAGUUGUUUAUUUCAUUUCCUAUUUUAUUCUAUGUCUACAAUGCCAUAAAAGCAAUAAGGGAAGACUUACAAUGAUACAGAUUUUCACCUCAAUAGAAAGGCGGGCCUUGUACAGAGAAAUAAAAGUGCACAUUCAAAACUAACCCUCUAAUCUUUCUGCCUACACCAUGAUAUCAGGUCCAGAUUUUCAUAUUCUGAUAAACCAUUCUGGCUUUUUUUUAAAUUUGGUGUGCUGGUUUCUAAUUGUUGUUUUACCAUAAACUAUUAUUAAAGGAUCCAUGGUUCAAUUUGGAGUUCAAUUCGGAGUCUC
Messenger RNA from Notechis scutatus (mainland tiger snake), 3026 nucleotides. It is a transcript of the gene SMPDL3B, whose product is annotated as sphingomyelin phosphodiesterase acid like 3B. Gene Ontology annotation, molecular function: sphingomyelin phosphodiesterase activity. The record is from RefSeq and is a predicted model, not a curated record. Lineage: Eukaryota; Metazoa; Chordata; Lepidosauria; Squamata; Elapidae. Gene Ontology annotation, biological process: sphingomyelin catabolic process.